UUGAAGAUAAAGCUUCGGCAACUACUAAAAUUCUAAGAUUACAGUCGGCACUCUCUGUAUUUGACCACAUUCUUUCUCUAUAUUUGACGAUUUUACACAGCUCUUAUGGACAAGGACGAGUCAAGUACAUAGAAUGGUUUUGUUCGGGCGAGUCAAAUACAGAGAGCGUUGGCUGUACCUGGCGCCAACACUUAUUCUUCUAUCUCACACUUACUAUUGUAUACAUUUGUAAUUCUGUACUCUUGGAAUAAAGAUUUAUACUGUGACACGGGCCGAACGCGUGAUCAACGAAGUGGAAACUGCAUUGUUCUCAUUUGUUAUUUCGUUCGAAAAGACACAUUUGAGAAGCGUGUUACACCUGAUGGUUCACAGACGGGCAACAGACAGAUUCACGUGCUUACGUUUUUACCUUGUUAUACAGUGUGAAUCACGUGUUAGUAAUUUAUCGCUUGUCAGAGUGCCGCAUUAGUAGUUUUGUUAAUAAGUAUUUUAAACUAAUUUAAUCAAACAUAGUGAUUGUUUAAAAUGAAGUACGCAUUGGUUCAAAUACCUAAAGAAAAUAAUAAAACAGAGACAGUUGAAACUUGCCGCAUAACAAACUUUAGUGAAUACAGCGCUUAUACUAAAAACAAUGUUUAUCAUUACAAUGAUGGUAAAAAAAAAUUCAAGUGCAUUAUAUUACAUCUUACUGAUUCAGCAGAGCCGUUGUCUGAUCAAAAUAAGCGUUUCCGAAAGCCCCAUAUAACAAAUCCUUCAGAAUUGGAAUCAUUUACAGAUGAGGAAGAAGAACAAUCAAACAUCGCCAAGGCUAAAUCAUCUAGAAAAGAAAGUAAACAAAAUAAAACAUAAUCGAAAAAGUUAAAGGUGGACGAAUUAAUCCAAUUAUAUCAAGAGAAUAACGGAAUUCAUGAAGAUAAAGUUUCGAAUGAGGGCAAUAUGGUUAAAGACAUUCAAAAAAAUGAUGAAGUUGAAGAACCACCUAUCAAUAAUGAUCAAAUUGAGGAACGAAAAUUCUCGAAUGAUGACGAUAAUAGUACAAUUAUGUCUGAAAGUACUGCCAAUGCGCGAAGAAGACGAAUUUUACGUGAUGAUAAUAGUAGUGAUAAUUCUGAAUCCGAAAACAAACACGUUGAAGCAAAAGUUACAGUACUAAAUAAAUCUGAUGAAGAGGACGAUUCAGAUUCAGAACCCACUAGAAGUCAUGAAAAUAACAAGUUUCCACAAGGUUCAACAUCAACCGACAAUCAAAAAAAUCGGCCUGUUUUAAAAGAUGUAACGAAUUUAGGUCACAAUUUGUUAAUGGAGCGACUGAUGAAAGACAACCGACAAAAGGAUGAGGAAAUAUUGAAAUUAAAACGGCAGUAUCAAAAAGACAGAUUGAUGAUAGCUUCUCUUCAAAAGCAACAUCAACAACAACAGCAACAACAACAACAACUACAACUACAACAACAACAACAACAACAACAACAACAACAACAGCAGCAGCAACAACAACAGCAGCAGCAACAACAACAGCAACAACAACAACAGGAACGACGACCACGAUGACAACAGAAGCGUUAUAAUCCUUAUAAUUACAUUGAAAAUGAUACGUUUCAUGUUGGAGACAAUAUAUACAUUCCGAGUUUUGAAUCUUGUAAAGCAUUCGACGCUUUACAGCCGUCUAAAUUUAUUAAAAUAAUGUCUCACGCGAUUUGGGGGAUAAAACCAAUUUCAGAACGUGUAGUUCGCUCACAGAGCAACACUAGAGGUCGAUCUGAAUUAAGUCCACGAAAAGUAGAAUUAUUAAAAAUUCACUAUCAACAUUUUUUGGAAGAAAAAGAUUAUGAAAAGGGAGUUUUUAAGUUAGAAUUAGCUGCUUUCAACAAAUAUUUAGAUCGAGCUACUCAGAGCGCCAAAAAAACAGCUCGACAAUUGCAGUUAUGAGAAUUUGUUAUGAUUGCUAUUAUUUAUAUUUUUAUUAUUAUUAUCAUUAUUGUUAUUAUAACUAUUAGUUGUAGCAGUAAAUAUCGCGUUACAGAUGCCACUAGGGCGGAUAAAAAUUAUACGCCCUU
This is a messenger RNA of Cotesia glomerata, 2054 nucleotides long. RefSeq names its product GATA zinc finger domain-containing protein 10-like. NCBI's taxonomy places the organism in Eukaryota, Metazoa, Arthropoda, Insecta, Hymenoptera, Braconidae. The coding region runs from base 937 to 1548 and encodes 203 amino acids. The transcript has 6 exons. The record is from RefSeq and is a predicted model, not a curated record.